UACAACGCUUGGUUUCUCAGUUACAUUUUCUCCUGAGUUUAAAUUGUUCGAAGCAGUAAACAACAUGAACAUUAGUUUCUAUCAUGGGCUCUUAUGUGCCCUGAUUCUUCUCGGAACAGACAGCAUUUUUGUUUUUGGUGACGAAUUGAAUGACAUCCAGCUAAAUGAUGGUUCAGCUCAAAGUGACAUCAGUCGUGGCUUACCAACCGUUUCGUCUGCUUAUCCAACUGAAGGAUUGCCGUACGGAUCGCCGGGUGAGAAGCCAACGCUAUACUUGGGUUCGUUUCAAAUUCUUGCGAUGCCAUUUUCACCGGGCCAUUUACCGCCGAAUUUCGCUGCUAUUCCAACCCAAUGGUCGCCACCAUCAAAAAAGGAUUAAGUUAUCGUAAAAAUAUCAUGUGAUCGAAAAUGUAUUGUGAAUGUCAAAGUAUUCGGCAAUAAAUACUUCCUUUGGCAAUUGUUUGAUUUGCAUUUCGACGGUCAUAAAAUGGAAUUGUGCAACAACAGGCA
This is a messenger RNA of Sitodiplosis mosellana (orange wheat blossom midge), 510 nucleotides long. RefSeq lists its product as uncharacterized. The transcript is spliced from 2 exons. Bases 65 to 379 code for a protein of 104 amino acids. The record is from RefSeq and is a predicted model, not a curated record. NCBI's taxonomy places the organism in Eukaryota, Metazoa, Arthropoda, Insecta, Diptera, Cecidomyiidae.